Talaromyces rugulosus is the source of this 1158-nucleotide messenger RNA. RefSeq lists its product as uncharacterized. The transcript has 3 exons. Lineage: Eukaryota; Fungi; Ascomycota; Eurotiomycetes; Eurotiales; Trichocomaceae. Gene Ontology annotation, molecular function: iron ion binding; oxidoreductase activity, acting on paired donors, with incorporation or reduction of molecular oxygen, reduced flavin or flavoprotein as one donor, and incorporation of one atom of oxygen; heme binding. The record is from RefSeq and is a predicted model, not a curated record. The coding region runs from base 1 to 1158 and encodes 385 amino acids.
AUGUCCAUUAAGCCGCUGAUCCGCACCAUCGACCCUCGUAAUGUCCAAGCUGUCUUCUCGUCCGACGCUGCAAGCUACGGAAAUCGUCCCCUGCGGCAUUUCGCCUUCUCGCCGCUCGUUGGCGAUGGGGUCAUGACCCUGGAUGGAGGCCGGCACGAGCACGCGCGCGCCUUGAUCCGGCCGACGUUUUCGAAGGCGCAUAUUGAGAACGAGGGCGCCUACGACCGGCAUGUGCAGAAGCUAAUCGGCUCUCUUGCGGGCGAUGGGUCAACUGUCGAUUUGCAGCCAUUUUUGGAGCGGCUGGAUCUCGACUCCUCGACCGAAUUCAUCUUUGGUGAAUCCGUGGCCUCGCUGGACGAUCCCCCGAACGCGCUUCAGGCGUCACACAAGUUUCCGACUGCUUUCAAUGUUGCACAGCAAGGCAUGGGAGCGCGCUUUGCCAUGCUCCCGUUUAACUUCCUCCACCGCGACGAACAGUUCUGGGGAGCUUGCCGGAGUAUUCGCCAGUUCGUCGCAGAGUGUGUUCAAGACGCCGUGACCCGGCGCGAGAAGAAUGGCAAUAAAAUUGCAAUGGAUUACAUUCUCGUUGACAAUGUUCUUCAAGAAAGCCAGAGCCUGACAGAAAUCCAAGAUACACUAAUGAAUGUCUUUCUUCCUGGGCAUGAUACCAUUGCUAUCACCUUGUCUAAUAUCUUCUUCCACCUGGCUCGCCAUCCUGAAGCAUGGCGCAAACUUCGCCACCAGGUGCUUGAGUUGCCCGAGAUCACGACAGAGAAUGUAAAACGCCUCGAUCAUCUGCAAUACGUAAUCAACGAGACCUUCCGCGUCAACCCACCGGUAUCCAACAUGACACGCAUCGCAAUCAGAGACACAGUUCUCCCAACCGGCGGCGGACCGGACAAAACGGCCCCCGUCUACGUGCCCAAGGGCACCGUUGUCGGCUGCAGUUUCUACAACCUGCAUCGCCGCAGCGACAUUUAUGCUGACGACGACGGGGAUACAGAGUCAUGGCGCCCGGAACGCUGGGAGAAGUUAAAGCUACCACAGCUGGCGUGGAAAUUUAUGCCCUUUGGAGGCGGCACCCAUAUCUGCCCGGCGCAGAUUCUAGCCUUCAAUCGGGUUGCAUUCACAGUGGCGCGACUGCGUAUAAGCUGGUAA